Messenger RNA from Beauveria bassiana ARSEF 2860, 2124 nucleotides. RefSeq lists its product as uncharacterized. The transcript has a single exon. Gene Ontology annotation, cellular component: cytoplasm. The record is from RefSeq and is a predicted model, not a curated record. The coding region runs from base 1 to 2124 and encodes 707 amino acids. Gene Ontology annotation, biological process: mitotic spindle organization; cell population proliferation. NCBI's taxonomy places the organism in Eukaryota, Fungi, Ascomycota, Sordariomycetes, Hypocreales, Cordycipitaceae.
AUGUUUCCGCUAUCACCGGCCCGUGAUGCCGCUCUCAACAGCUCUCCGAGUCCCCGCCGCUUCGACGACGACUACGAGGUUCGCAAGCACACGGUGUCUUGCACGUCUGCAAACCUUAAUGACGAGGACGGGGAUAACAACGCCAUGUCGUCGCCACUUAUCAGCAACACCAGCGCCAUAACGACGGCCACGCAACGCAGCCAGCAGGAUCACGGCAGCGGGCCAUCCCUGUCGCCCGGUCACCGCCGCCGCCAUAGCCGUGUCAUUUCGGGGACGGAGCUGUCGCCACUCAAGAUUCUCAGCCGCAAGCGCAGCAGCGAGGAGCAGCACCUCGCAGGAGAGGGCAUGGGCCCGCCGCCAGCACGAAAUGCUAGAAAGAUUUCGUCGCCGGAGAAGCGCUUCCCGGUCAAAGUGGGCGGGGACGGAGGUGCGGCGGUGCGUGAGAGGCAGAUUAGCCUAGAGGAGGCGAUGCGGACAAAUGGAGGCGGGCUGCGGCGCGCGAUUGACAUUUUCGAGGACGACGAGGAUAAAAGCCCAAACAGCAGCCACGGAGACGAUGGCGGCUUCAAUCCGGACGAGUCGGGGGUCAGCACGUUUAGCACGUUUUCGGCUGUCCCGACGCUCACGAGCUAUGCCAACUGGCGCGCGCAGCAGAGCCCCGCCAAGCUGGCAGCCCUGUCUGCCGUUUCGUCGUCGCGUUCAAGCACUAGAGAUGAGGGUGGCAACACAACGAAUCUUCUCAUGGACUUUACCGACUCGCUGCGACACCCGCGGCGCUCGCCGGAGAAGAAGCUGCCGUCGUCGAGCACGCUGCCGAAUCUGGCGGCGGCGACGCCCAGUAGAGCCGGCGUCACGACAACGCUCAUCGACUUUGACAUUCCACCGCUGCCGACGCCGCGCAGCGUGCCCACGAUUUCCUCGCGCGAGCUCGAGUCGCUUAAAUCGGGCUUCUUGUCGGAGAUUUCGUCGCUUAAGGCGUCGCUGAGCGGCAAGGAAGCCGAGGUGCGCGCGCUCAAGACGGCGGUGGGCGACGCCGAGACGCGCGUCGGCGAGUCGCUUGAGAAGCUCCGCGAAGAGGCGGCGCUACGGGAGCAGGCGGUGGCGGAGAAAGACGACUGGGCGCGCCGCGGCGGCGAGAUGGAGAGCAUGAUGCGGAAACUCAAGGACGAGCUGCUGCAGGGUCAGCGGGACCGCGAAGAGGCGGAGCGGAGGCUGGAGGAGAGCGAUAAGAGGCGCGAGGCGGCGGAGAUGCUCCACCAAGAGGCCGAGAGCAGGAUUGCCGGUCUGCGUGCGGGCAGGGAGACGGAGGAAGGGAAAAGGGCAUCGUCGUCGUCGUCGUCGUCGCCGCAGCAGACGAAUAAAGAAGUGGAAAUGGCGGUGGAGAGAGUGGCCCGCGAACUACAUAGCCUCUACAAGGGCAAACAUGAGACCAAGGUGAUGGCUUUGAAAAAGUCGUACGAGGCGCGGUGGGAGAAGAAGGUCAAGGAGCUGGAGCGACGCGUGCACGAGCUGCGCGAGGAGAAUGCGAGCCUGAAGACGGCCGACCCGGACGAUACCAUGGCGGUCAUUGCCGCCGCGCAGGCACAUGCGGAAACCGACAAGAAGCAGGCGAGCCGCGACCGCGCGACGAUGAGAGAACUGCACGCUACGGUGCAGCGUCUCGAGGCAGAGGUGCAGUCGGUGCAGGCGGAUAAUGGGAAUUUGAGAGGAUUAUUGGAACAGGAGAGGGUGGAAAAGGGAGAGCUGGUGCAGCUGGCAGAGGAAAUGAUGUCGAUGCAGAGUUUUGUUGGUGUUGGUGGUGGUGGUAUUGGUGGUGGCAGCAAGACGCCUGCGUCACGAAAGGGAAUCCCUGAAUCGGGAUUGACGGCGGGAACAAGGUCGCCGGGGAAAAGACCGACGUCAAUGUAUACAAUGGCAACGUCGUCGUCGUCGUCGACGACGACGACGACGACGACGACGCCGAGGAGGCUGAGCGUGGGUAAAGCGUCGGGUCUGCGUGCACCGGGGUCGGCGUACCGUGGAGGGUCGACGGCGGCGGGAGGAGGGUUGAGGACGAUGCCUGGAAGGAGUGGCAUUUUGAGCGGGAUUGAGAAGAUGGGCAAUCAUCGAGGUCGUGGACAGUGA